Messenger RNA from Penicillium verrucosum, 1689 nucleotides. RefSeq names its product putative MFS transporter. Gene Ontology annotation, biological process: transmembrane transport. Gene Ontology annotation, molecular function: transmembrane transporter activity. The transcript is spliced from 7 exons. NCBI's taxonomy places the organism in Eukaryota, Fungi, Ascomycota, Eurotiomycetes, Eurotiales, Aspergillaceae. Bases 1 to 1689 code for a protein of 562 amino acids. The record is from RefSeq and is a predicted model, not a curated record.
AUGGGUCUUGGAGUACUGGAAGAUACGAGGCUCGUGCAUGUCCCAGGCACCUCCGAUAUCUACGAACAAAACAGCGAUGCGAGUGACCAGACCCCAGGCGCUUCAGGCCUCAAAUUUGACUGGUCGGGUAACCAGCCGGCUAUCCUCGUCCCGCAACCGAGCGAUGACCCAAACGACCCAUUGAACUGGCCAUUAUGGCGACGCGAUAUGAUCCUUGCCAUCCUCUCUUUCGUAACCAUUCUCUGCACAACCCUAAGCUCCAUUCUAGCCGCAAAUACGGUGACCAUCGCAGAUUACGAAGAAAUUACGUUUACAGCAGCUGCCCUGUUGACGGGAUAUCACCUGUGCGGUGUCGGCGUGGCGGGCAUUCUCAUUGUGCCAACCGCUCGAGUCUGGGGUAAACGACAUCUGUUCCUGAUCGGGCAUGUUUUGAUGAUUAUCAGCUGUAUCUGGGCUGGGGUUAGCGGCAAGAAUAAUAAUAGUCUUAUAUGGGCACGGAUAUUCCAGGGCGUUGCACUAGCGCCGUUUGAGGCAUUGGUCAAUGCCUGUGUUGGAGAUCUCUAUUUCGUUCAUGAACGAGGAAAGCGAAUGGCUGUAUCCAAUGUUGCACUCUUUGGUGCGGCCUUUCUGACACCCGUUGUGGUGGGCAAGAUCACCAAGUCCAUGGGAUGGCAAUGGUCCUUUUACUUUGUGGCAAUUUUCCUCGGUGCUUCAUUGCCACUGAUGUUCUUUUUCGUGCCUGAAACUGCCUUUCGGCGCUCUGAUUACUUGAACACUGACUUCAAGCGAAGCGGCGGGCAUGGCGAGUCCAUGGAGUCCCAUGUUUCGCUCAGUGGAGCUUCCACUGAUGAUGCUAAGGAAUUUAGACCAGGCCCUAACGGUCUGCGCGGAAGCUCCAAGGCCGGAGCCGCGGUAACAGUCCCCGAGAAACAUUCCUUCGCUCAGUCGCUCAGUCUUUUCAAUGGGCGAAAGACAGAUGAGAGCUUCUUCAAGCUGCUCCUCCGUCCAUUUCCGUUGUUCUUCCAUCCGGGAAUCUUCUGGGCUUGUCUGAUCCAAGGCGUUAUCAUUGGAUGGGCGGUCUUCGUCGGUGUGGUUCUAGCAAUUGUGUUUCUCGGUCCUCCAAUGUGGUUCGAGGAAGACAAGACCGGAUAUCUUUACACAGGUGCCUUCAUCGGUUCCAUUUUGGGCCUUAUUCUGUCUGGUCUACUUUCUGAUUCCAUUAACAAGUUGAUGAUUCGGCUCAACCACGGUAAAUAUGAGCCUGAAUUUCGGAUCCUCUUGGUGAUCCCUCAGCUCAUUUGCUGCGGCAUCGGACUCUACGGGUUCGGAUGGACUGCAGAUGAUGUAAUGCACUAUGGCUGGCUGCUGCCAGACGUCUUCUUUGCAUUCUUGAUCGUCGGCAUGGUGAUGGGAGCCGUUGCUGCUUCACUCUACAUCGUCGAUGCCCAUCGCGAGAUGGCCAUUGAGGCGUUUACAUGCAUGCUGGUUUUCAAAAAUAUGUUCAGCUUUGUUCUGACAUUUUUCGCCUACAAAUGGUUCGCCCACGGAGGCAUCAAACACACCAUGAUUAUCAUCGGUAGCAUCCAAGUGGGCAUCUGCAUGUUGAGCAUUCCCAUGUAUGUCUUUGGGAAAUGGAACCGGUCUUUCUUUGCACGUCAUGACAUUCUUGAGAUGCUUCAUCUCCGUUAA